AUGAACGCCCAAGAGCCCCAAAUCGAACGUUCCCAAUCGAGUUCGUCCUCUAUCAAGUCGGGAAAAAUCAACCAGGAAAACGACCGUGUUCAAUCGCAAGAUGAGGAACAAGGACUCAAGCCCGGUCCGACCCGCGCUCGACUACUCGUCGUUUGGAAAUUUUUGGGCGAGCGUGGGUGUACGCCUAGGUCCGUCCUGACAAGACGAUUUGUUUUGGCUUUGCUCGGCGGCCAACUUGUUAGCAUUUGUAUUACUUGUACAUCAGUCACAACCACCGAGUUGGUCAAUCGUGGAUGGUCUUUGCCUGCGACUCAAACAUUUUUCCUGUAUUUUGCACUCUUUAUCGUGUACACGCCUUAUACAAUUUUCAAGUAUGGAUUUAAAGGAUGGGGGAACUUGAUUAUCAAAGAUGGCUGGAAAUGGUUGGGUAUGCUUGUUGCCUCGGAUCGUUUAACGGGGACGGGGCAGUACCCGGCUUCGUCCAUGGUCAAAGGGGACUUGUUCAUGCUCGCUGGAGCAACCUUGUAUGGAUUUACGAAUGCUACCGAGGAAUUCCUGGUUCGUAAACGCCCAUUAUACGAAGUCGUCGGACAGCUCGGAAUGUACGGGAUGAUUAUCAAUGCGAUCCAGGCGAGCGGACUGGAGCACAAGGAGAUGAGGAAUGUAACUUGGAACGGGGGUGUUAUUGGGCUGUUGUUUGCGUAUACAAUUGCUAUGUUUAUCCUGUAUACGACUGCGCCGCUCAUUUACCGUGCUGCGUCGUCGGUGUAUUACAACCUGAGCCUGUUGUCAAGUGACUUUUAUGGGCUACUAUUUGGGUUGGGUCUCUACCAUUACCGCCCGUACUGGUUAUAUUUUGUCGCGUUUGCGGUCAUCAUCUUUGGACUGAUUGCCUACUUUUGGCAUUCGACGCCCGAGGAGCAAGGAACACUGGAUCCGCAGAUGCCGGGCCCGGCAAAACAGCCUGGGGGGCUGCCUGACGAGGACGUCUACUUGCCUCCGCGCCGCGUCGACGGAGCGAGCCGGCCCUCAUCACCGGCGAAACAGUCGUUCUACUCUGCACGCACGCCCCCGGGCUCACCGCGGAUCCCCGCGGCCUCUCUGCAGCCCAUGGCCAAUGGCAACAGCUCGCCUGGUCGCUCCCCGUCCCCGUCGCCAUCCCCCGGAUACCUCGCCCCCGCACCUGGCUCCCGUCCCUCGACUCCAUCUGGCAGCCGCAUCAUGGGGUCCGCCCGCUCAGACGACUCGCACACCCUUCUCAGUCCCAGCGCUAUGAGCGGCGGUCCUCCCCCCUCCAGCAACACCUCGCACAGCACUGGAGCCAAUCUCUGCAGUGCAUGUGGACAGCCAAUGACCGCACAGUUUGUUCGUGCCCUCGGCACCGUCUUUCACCUCGAGUGUUUCCGCUGCAGGGAUUGCAACUCGGUCGUCGCGAGCAAGUUCUUCCCCAUCGACGGCCCCGAUGGUCGCCAGCACCCCCUCUGCGAGCGCGACUAUUUCAAGCGCCUCAAUCUCAUUUGUGCCAAGUGCGACAUGGCCUUGCGAGGUAGCUAUAUCACAGCAUGCGACAAAAAGUACCAUGUCGAGCACUUUACAUGUUCCGUCUGUCCGACCUUAUUUGGUCCACAAGACUCGUAUUAUGAGCACGAGGGCGCGGUCUUUUGUCAUUGGCACUAUUCCACUCGCUUCGCCGUCAAGUGCGUUGGCUGCAACUCGGCCAUUCUCAAACAAUUCGUCGAAAUAAAUCGCAACCAGCGAGACAGCGCAUUUCACCCCGAGUGUUACCUCAUCCACAAGGUCCGUUUAUCUUGCAUUUUAUUAUCUGUGCUAACAGCUCGUUUGCCCCCAGUUUUGGAAUGUCAAGGUCGUCGCCCGCCCCCCGUGCUCCCCAUCCAUCCUCCCCCCGAACCAUUCGACUCGUCCUCGCCUGCCCCCACCCAGCUUACUUACAUCGCCGAAGAACAACAAACAACCGCCCAAUCUCUCAAGGCCGCCCAGGUCAAGAUGGAAGCCCAAGUCUAUGCGAUAUGGACCAAUCUGAGCGCGUUUGAAGAGUCCAGCGCAGCCUGCAUCAGCGACAUGCUCACCCAAGUCAGCGCCGGCAUCUACCUCGACGCUAUUCGCAUGGCUGAGAAAUUCAUUCUCCACGUCGAAGUCCUUUUUGCCGCAAUAGACGAGAUCGAAGACCGAUUUGCCGCCCUCUCUUCCAAAGGCAUGUCCCAUGUUCGGGAGGCACGGAUGCUCUGCCGCAAGACUGUCGAUCUCUUCACUCUUCUGUCCCAUUCAUCGUCAAGUGACCCCAAGCACUCCGGUCAGGGCAUGUCCCAGGAGCUACUCGCACUCGUCACGGGGCUCGCCCAUUACCUCAAAAUCUUGAUCCGCAUCGCACUCACCGGCUCACUUAAACUCGAGCGCGAGCUGGGCGAUGGGGGUAUUGCCCUUGGCCGCUUCCUCGAACGCAUGAAGGCCCUGGCAAAGAGCGGGGGCGAUGUCCGUGCUCGGCGACUCUCCUCACCGCCCAACGAGCCCAACGGGAACGACCCCUCCGAUAGCAUAGUAGCCUACGGAUACCGUUCGCUUGCCCCUGAAGUCGCCGGUGAAUCUCCGUUCGCGGGGCCCGCGGGGUUGCUCAUGUCCUCUCCGAGCGAUCUCUGCACCGUCUGCGGACUAACCGUCGAAGAAGACUGCGUGCGAUUGGGGACCUACCAGCGGUGGCACACGACAUGCAUCAAGUGCGCACAGGACGAUUGUACACGCACCGCUGUUGCUCCAUUACCACCUCACCUGCAAGCGCCCGAGAAGAAGCCUGAUGACGAAGAAGGCGGUACGAAAAAGGUCUCGAGUGUGCGAAGACCUCCCGCGGAAGUAGGGCGAUUCAUCUAUGAGCCCAGUGAAGGCGAACCCGUCACUGGGUUCGAGGCCGUGUCGAGGCUCGAGCAGUAUGCGUUUUUGCUCAACGUUGCGCUGAGGCGGUUGUUCUUGUUGUUGAAGAAGCGCGGUGCGAUUGGUAUCGAAGAGCUAUCGUCCAACUCACCGUCAUCGCAUCACCGUGAUUCGGGCGUCGUGCCUAUGAAGUCGGUGCAUCUGGACAGGAAACUGAGCGCUACGGCCAGACUCCCCAAGCGCUCGACCAUUGUCGAAAGUCCGACGGGCAAAGUGGCCCAGCGAACAGACGUCGGGGCCCAAAAGAGCAGCGCGCAGCACCAGGGCUCGACUAUCGUCAUGGGCCCCUCGGCUCCUCCGUCCCAGGCAGGAUCCAUGCACCACGUCCCGCUCACGAACUCGGUCCCGGUCACACUGCGACAGCCCACACCGCGAGCACCGAACCAGAUCCAAACCCAGCCCAGACCGCCGUUUGCGAGGAACAACACCCAGGUCCGGAUCGUGGACGAUAGUCUCGUGAGUCCGGUCGGCGAGGACCACCAGUACGAGCGCACCGAGUCGGGCGAAGGUCUCACGCUGGGCGAUAUCCCCCAGCUCGUCGAGGCCGAACAGAGGCGCUCGUUGCCGCGCCAGGGGUCGCGCCGGAUGAUCGCCGAGCUGGGCCCGCUCGAGCAGCUGGUCGUGAAGCACGCGGCGGUCCAGAGCUUGCUGCGCACUCCGAUCCGGGAUGCGAUCGAUAUGGACGAGCUCGGCGAGCUGCUGGAGCUCAAGAAAAAUACGUUUUGGGGGAAACUGUUCAAGGGCGGCAAGGACAAGCAGGGGAUCAAGAAAAAAGGGAUUUUCGGGGUGCCGUUGGAGUUGCUUGUCGAGCGCGAGGGGGUGGAUUCGAUGUUGGGCGCGUCGAGAGCGACGGUGCGGGUGCCGACGUUUGUGGAGGAUAUAGUGUCUGCUAUGAAACAGAUGGACAUGUCCGUUGAGGGUAUAUUCCGUAAAAAUGGAAACAUUCGUCGGAUGAACCAGGUCAUCGAGGCGAUCGAUCGGGACCCAACGUCGGUCGAAUUCGCCCAAGAGAACCCGGUCCAGCUUGCGGCGCUUUUGAAAAAGUUUUUGCGCGAGAUGCCUGAUCCGCUGUUGACCUAUCGGUUGUACAAGGUUUGGCUGGCGGUGCAAUCGGUGAAUGCGUCGGACAAGGAAAAGACCCGGAUGCUUCAUUUGGUGACCAUACUGUUACCUAAAUCUCACAGGGACACACUCGAGGUCUUGUUUGUCUUCCUCAAGUGGGUUUCGUUAUUCUCCCACGUCGACGAAGAGACGGGAAGCAAGAUGGACUUGGUCAACCUUGCGACAGUCAUUACGCCUAGUAUUCUCUAUUCCAAGGGCCGAGAUGCAGCACGAGAAGAAUCGUUCAUGGCGAUCGGUGUCGUCACCCGCUUGCUGGAGGACCAAGACCAGUUUUUCUCGGUACCCGAUGACUUUUUGUGGUUCUUGGGUAACAUGGAAAUCUGGUCCGGAUGCUUGGAUCUUCCCAUGCGAGAUAUGCAGCGUAGGGUUGAAAACGUUAUGACCAGGCGUCGGCAACAACCUUCACCCAGCACGAACAACCAAGGUCCGCAACCACAACAAGGGUACCUUCCAUCAGGAGGCCCCCGUUCCGACUCACAUACCUCUAUCCCCACCCGACCGUCGGACCAAAAUCUCGCUCGAGGGAGACAAGGUUCGAACCCACUCGACGUGCGCCCCCACCCCGAAUCAACGGAAACGGAAACGCGGGCAGGUCUCAAUCGACCGAACGGUCGCAAGCUCCGCCCCAAUCCGCACCUCCUCAUCCUGGACUCGGGCAUGCGCCGAUGUCGUACCCCCCGCCGGGCGUACCGUCCCAACAGACCCCACCGUCUCCGCGGAUGA
This is a messenger RNA of Rhizoctonia solani, 4788 nucleotides long. RefSeq names its product Solute carrier family 35. Gene Ontology annotation, molecular function: transmembrane transporter activity. Lineage: Eukaryota; Fungi; Basidiomycota; Agaricomycetes; Cantharellales; Ceratobasidiaceae. Gene Ontology annotation, biological process: signal transduction; transmembrane transport. Bases 1 to 4788 code for a protein of 1595 amino acids. The record is from RefSeq and is a predicted model, not a curated record. The transcript is spliced from 19 exons. Gene Ontology annotation, cellular component: membrane.